AAUAUCUUUGCUUCGCCCUUUCCGAUUUUAAGUACUUGAAAGCCCUUUUAGAUUUAAGUUGCCACGAUGCCGCUGGAGCACCACCACACGAAUCUUCAUCAAAACACCUUCCACCAGCAUAAGGAGAAAAAUGAUAAGUUUUCAACAGAUGACUUCAAGAAGGAUGAGAAGCAUCACAAACGCUUGGAGCAUCUCGGCAAGCUCGGGGCUAUGAUCGCCACUGCCUAUGCACUUCACGAGAAGCAUAAGUCAAAGAAAGAUCCGGAGCGUGCUCACAAAAAUAAGGUCAAAGAAGAGAUAGCCAUGACUGCAGCGGUUGCUAGUGCAGGUUUUGCCCUCCAUGAGCAUCACCACAUUAAGAAAGCAAAGAAGCAAGCUCAGAGGCAUCAUCAGCAUUAG
Messenger RNA from Phalaenopsis equestris, 399 nucleotides. RefSeq names its product abscisic stress-ripening protein 3-like. The coding region runs from base 67 to 399 and encodes 110 amino acids. Lineage: Eukaryota; Viridiplantae; Streptophyta; Magnoliopsida; Asparagales; Orchidaceae. The record is from RefSeq and is a predicted model, not a curated record. The transcript has 2 exons.